AUGGUUGCUCGUGUUGGAAAUAACAUCGUUGUUGCUGGUGGCGCAUGUCACUUUGAGGAUGAUCCUUUAGCAGUUGAAAUUGAGAUUAAGUACAAGACGAAGAAAAACUCUUGUACGAUGUAUUCCUUCGAUUGCAAAAUGAUGAACUGGGAAGCACCAUACGAUCUUCGAAGGGAGGAGAGUGUGUUCUUCAGCGUUACGGGAAUGAUGCGGGAUCGGUUGGUUGUGGUGGGAAUAGUAGGAGAUGCAGUGAACGUGAAAGCAGUGAGCAUAUGGGAAGUGAGAAAGGAAUUAGGGUUUGAGAUGGUGGAAUUGUGUGUGAUGCCGAAAGAGAUGGUGGAGAAACUAAGAGGGAGGGGAUGUGAGUGGCGGAGUGUGAGGAAUAAAGUGGUGGACGAUGGUGUAUGGAUGGGAAGAGUGGUGUUGUGUGGUGAUGAUGUGGGGUUUGGGGAUUUGAAUAACGCGCUUUUGAGGAAGUGUAAAUUUGAAUUGAAACAUGUGUAA
Messenger RNA from Vicia faba (fava bean), 504 nucleotides. Lineage: Eukaryota; Viridiplantae; Streptophyta; Magnoliopsida; Fabales; Fabaceae. The record is from the annotation of a GenBank genome assembly.